Plectropomus leopardus (leopard coralgrouper) is the source of this 1727-nucleotide messenger RNA. The record is from RefSeq and is a predicted model, not a curated record. NCBI's taxonomy places the organism in Eukaryota, Metazoa, Chordata, Actinopteri, Perciformes, Serranidae.
GGUAUUGUAAUUAAAUGAUAUGUAUCAAACCUUAAAAAAACUAAGGCUUUGGGUCAGGUUUAGGGGAAACACAUAUCGACGGGGAAACAGUCUUCGACACAACACCGGUUACAGGUUUAUUACACUCUGAAACCACAACAGUCUUCAUUCAACGAGACACUCAAAACACUUGCUUUAAUGUUUUCUGGUAUUUUUUUAUUUUUUUAUUUAUUUAUUUAUUUUAUUUUUUUGCUGCAACAGUAUUUUCUAAUGUAAAUGUCAGUUUUAUAAUUGUUUUACCACAAGUUGCACUCUAUUGCAAUAAAUGUUUUUUAUCUUUAUAUUUGUUUGUUUUGUUCUUUUACUUUUAGGGUGUCUUUUCUAACAUCUGGCCGAGGACUAUAGAUUUAAAACUAUCAUAUUUACAGCAAUGUUUGUUAAAAUGCACCACCACUGUAAAAUAAACUAAUAAAAUAUAAAAUAAGAUAAAAGUAAAACUAAAUAGUGUUGUCAUUCUGGGUUAGAAUAUCAAUAAUUCUGUAAUACCUUGAAACUGUCAAAGCAUAUUUCCUGAGACGUUUAUCGUACCAUGAAAAUCUCAUACUGUUGCAACGCUAAUCAUAACAUAUCAGGUGUGGAAUUAAUCUGGAGAUGCUCCAGUUCAGAAAAAAGACCAAACUUUUUUAUGCAUGUUAGUUUUUAAGACAUGACGGCCUAAAUGUGACUCACAACAGAGGGAGGAUUUGCUGUUUUUAGCUGAGCUGAUGAGGUCUGUUGGUGUAUUUCCUCAUCUGGCCUAGUCUUACGUUAUUAAAGCUAAUCAGGCUGUACUCGUCUAUCCAGUUCGCUGCUGUUCGCUGGACUUAAGCUUCACUCCCCUGAGUUAGUGAAUGUUUAGUUAAAGCGCUGUUUUCUUAUGGCCUGGUCAAUUUUCCAGGAUUUAUUCAACUCUUUGAAAAGAAAUGCUGCUCUCUCUUCUGGUGGCAGACCGACCGGCUCCUGACAUUGUUUCUGAGCUGAGUAUCCAUUUUGAUCAGCAUGGCCUUCAACGCUCCACACAAUUUCUCCUGGGUUGAGCCGAACAAACUGGCCGGACUGGCACUACCCAGGAUGACAGCGGAGUACCAGUACCUGCUGGACAACGGUAUCAAACACCUGGUUUGCCUGUGUGAGAGAAAACCACCGAACCACGACACGUGCCCAAAGUUAAAGCUGCACCACAUCAAGAUACCAGACUUCACUGCUCCUUCACCAAGUCAGAUUGAAAGAUUCCUCUCCAUUGUAGAAGAGGCCAACUCCAAGGGGGAGGGUGUGGCGGUUCACUGCAUGCACGGUCAUGGCAGAACAGGCACCGUGCUGGCCUGCUACCUGGUGAAGACGAGGAAGAUUUCGGGGAUCGAUGCCAUUAAAGAGAUUCGAAGACUGCGACACGGCUCCAUUGAAACUCACGAGCAAGAGAAAGCUGUGGUGCAGUUUUAUCAGCGUACAAAGUAACUUUAACACAGGUAACAGUUUUGCUUCUGUUAGAAGGCAGAAGUAGCUCUGUGUUUUACAGUUAUUAAGCUUAAAAUAAGUGCCAUAGUUUUAUUGCCAAAUAUCAUCUAGGAAUUAGAAAUUACAAGCAUUACUGUGUAAACACACUACAGCUAGAGUAAAUAGGUCCUCUUUUUCCAUGGUACUGUACACUGUCAUUUUACCAGCACAUCAUUACUGUUGUUUAUGUUAACGCCGAGGUUUCUGUUUACAAG